This is a messenger RNA of Staurois parvus, 348 nucleotides long. Lineage: Eukaryota; Metazoa; Chordata; Amphibia; Anura; Ranidae. The record is from the annotation of a GenBank genome assembly.
CUGAUAGACGGCACUGACUGGCAUCACUGCUGGGCACUGACUGGCAGCACUGACUGGCACAACCCCUGGGCACUGACUGGUGGCACUGACUGGCAGCACUGCUGGGCUGCACUGGUGGGUGGCACUGGUGGGCAGCACUGGUGGGUGGGCACAGGUGGGUGGCACUGCUGGGCACAGGUGGGCGGAACUUGCGGGUGGCACUGCUGGGCACCGAUCAUCAGGGCACUGAUCAUCAGUGCCCUGAUGAUCGGUGCCGAUCCCCGCUCUGACAACUGCCGGUUCUCGGCAGUACUUUCCUCACAAUCUGACAGCGUGAGGAAAGUGCAGCCGAGAGAACCGACACUUGCA